AGCGACAAUAGAGUGUUUCUUACCCUCUUUGUUUGUUUUAAGAAAGUUGUAUGUCGGUCAGUAUCUCAGAACGCUGUGUUUCUGGACCGUGUUUUUCGCUCCUGUUACGCGAAGAUCUAGGGUCUCACUCACCACUUCUUCUUCAUUACUCUCUCAAGUUUCCCUAUGGACCGGAACCGACAGGGUAGUCCGGUUUAUCUUUCAAGAUGGAGCAGCGAGCCCGGCUCAACCGCUACUACCACUUCCUCUCCGGCAUUGUCUCCGGCAACUCACCACCAUUCGCGAUCCUCCUCCAUCACUGGCCUCUCCUCCGUCAAGCGCAAUCAGAACUUCGCUGCCAAGGCCGCAGCGCAGCGUCUUGCUCAGGUUAUGGCCUCUCAGACUACUGACGACGACGACGACGAAGACGGUGGCGAUCUUGGGUUCAGGUACAGUGCGCCUCCUCCUAUGUCUCUAACGAGGAACAGCUUGAACUCUGUUAGUAGUGCUACUAGUAAGCCUGCGAUUUCCUCUGCGAGGAUCAAUAGAUCUCCUUCACCAGCGUUAGAAAGGAUUUCUGCGGAGGUAGCACCGUCAGUUCGUUCCACUUCGGCUGGAAGGGCAACAGCCUCUCUUCGUACAGCGGUUCCACCGGUGCCUCCCAGUAGAUCAUCCGUGAGGACUCCUGUUUCCAUGCCACCUAUAGAUCCUCCUACCAGUCGACAAAAAGAUAGAAGAUUCUUUUCGGAUGUUGGAAGAUUGAACUCAAAGGAUAACGGACAUCAACGCGAUGCCUCUGCACUUCUUGAUGAACUCGAUGCAUUACAAGAAGAGAAUGGGAAUCUUCUUGAAAAGCUCAGGGUUGAAGAUGAAAAAUCUAGAGAAGCUGAAGCCAGAGUUAGGGAGCUUGAAAAACAGGUUGCUGCUCUAGGAGAAGGUGUGUCUUUGGAAGCUAAACUAUUGAGUAGAAAGGAAGCUGCAUUGCGUCAAAGGGAGGCUGCCCUUAAGGAUGCAAAGCAAAGUAGCACAGUAGAUAAAGAAGUUGCAUCUCUUAAGUCUGAAGUGGAGAUUGCAAAAGAUGAAGCUGCAGUGAUUGUGCGCCAGCUUCAUGGCUCAGAAUCUGAAGUUAAAUCACUUCGCUCAAUGACACAAAGAAUGAUAUUGACUCAGAAAGAGAUGGAAGAAGUAGUUCUUAAAAGGUGUUGGCUUGCGCGCAACUGGGGUUUAGCUGCAAAAUAUGGUAUCUGUGCGGAUGUUGCUGUAUUAAAGUACGAGUACUGGUCAUCUUUGGCUCCACUUCCAUUUGAGAUUGUCAUUUCUGCUGGACAAAAGGCCAAGGAAGAAUGUUGGGAAAAAGCAGAUGAUGAAGACAAUGAGAAGAGGAGCACGCUUGCUCUGGACUUGAGUGAUCUAACUGGCGAAGGCAAUAUUGAGAGUAUGCUUACGGUUGAAAUGGGUUUGAAGGAGCUGGCUUCUUUGAAGGUUGAAGAUGCUAUUGUUCUUGCAUUGGCCCAACAGCGACGGGCAAACUCUGUUCGACAGUCCUCAGAUAUCAAAUCACCAGGUGAUCCAAAGUUUAUGGAGGAAUUUGAACUGAGUCCAGAGGAGUCUGAAGAUUUACUUUUCAAGGAGGCAUGGCUUACAUAUUUCUGGAGAAGGGCCAAGGCCCAUGGUAUAGAGGAGGGUAUAGCUAAUGAACGACUUAAAUUUUGGAUCAGCCGCAGUGCGCACUCACCAAGUUCUCAUGAUGCUGUUGAUGUUGAGCAAGGGCUGAUGGAGCUCAGAAAGUUGGGAAUUGAGCAUCGAUUAUGGGAAGCAUCACGCAAAGAAAUCGAUCAGGACCCUUUGGUAUCUAGGAAUUCAGCCGGGACUCUUGAAUCUUUGAACUCUGCCAGGAAAAUUUAACUGACCUGUUUGAAGGUCUACACUAUAAAGUCGGCGUUUAUAUAUAUAUUAGCAAGGCAUGUGUACAUUCUUCUUCUUGUUUGAUGCAAGGUUAUGAAUCAUUUUUGUCUGGCUCUCUAGACAAUUGUUUUGAGUUGUUUGCCCACUCUGUAUACUGUAAUUAUUACCGUCUGUGUUGGCUUGCCCUGUCAAACUUUGGUCGAGUAUUUCCUGAAUAUUUUGAUUUGCGUUGCUUCAA
Messenger RNA from Tripterygium wilfordii, 2122 nucleotides. Its product is annotated as coiled-coil domain-containing protein SCD2-like. Gene Ontology annotation, biological process: cytokinesis by cell plate formation. The coding region runs from base 166 to 1884 and encodes 572 amino acids. NCBI's taxonomy places the organism in Eukaryota, Viridiplantae, Streptophyta, Magnoliopsida, Celastrales, Celastraceae. The record is from RefSeq and is a predicted model, not a curated record. The transcript has 18 exons.